AUGAACAAAGAAGAUGAGGUCAAUUUUCCACUGUGUGGAGGAAUUUGUAACAAGAAAUUAGACGAAGUGAUUGUCGAUCAUGCGUCCGAAAUCUUGAAGACGAAAGGAAUUAGGCAAAUAAUUAAAAAUUACCUGCCCGAAAAGCUUGAAGAAUGCGGCUGGAACAAACGUAUAUUUGAUGAAUGUGUCAAAUGGUUAAAGGCCAACACGGCCAGCGGUCAUCGAGUUUACUACGGACAGAAAAUUAGGGAAGAAUUUAGGGAACCAGAUGACGUGGAUCCAAAGGAACUAGUUGAACCAUUAUUGAAUUUGGGAAUACAAUUAAUGCCCGAGUGUAUUAUCCAAGAAAUUAAGGAACGAAUUAUCAAAGCACUACAUGGAGAAGAUGAUACUUUUGAUUCAGGAUUUUGCGCUACCUAG
This is a messenger RNA of Rodentolepis nana, 420 nucleotides long. NCBI's taxonomy places the organism in Eukaryota, Metazoa, Platyhelminthes, Cestoda, Cyclophyllidea, Hymenolepididae. The record is from the annotation of a GenBank genome assembly.